Molecule: messenger RNA, 1527 nt
Organism: Geodia barretti
Lineage: Eukaryota; Metazoa; Porifera; Demospongiae; Tetractinellida; Geodiidae
Source: the annotation of a GenBank genome assembly
AUGAGUGAAGGCGUAGUGUGGCUGGUGGGCGCAGGUCCGGGCGACCCGGAGCUUAUCAGCGUGAAGGGGCUGCGCCUUAUCCAGUCCGCCGACGCCAUAGUGUAUGACAGGCUGGCGGACGGUAGGCUUCUUGAUCAUGCGCGCGAUGACUCGAUCUUGACCGAUGUAGGCAAGAUACCCGGCAGACGAGUGAACCGACAGGAAGACAUCAACAGGCUGCUUGUGGAGCUAGGCAUAGCGGGCAAGAGCGUUGUGCGUCUCAAAGGCGGCGACCCGUUUGUGUUCGGGCGUGGCGGCGAGGAGGCGGAGGCGCUGGUGGAUGCCGGGGUUCGCUUUGAGGUAGUGCCGGGCAUCACAUCGGCGAUCGCAGCUCCGGCGUAUGCGGGCAUUCCACUGACGCAUCGCAAGCUCGCAUCGUCUUUCACGGUCGUAACCGGCAGCGAAGACCCAACCAAGCCGGACACAUCUGUCGAUUGGGAGGCGCUGGCGAAGAGCAGCGAUACUCUAGCGGUGCUGAUGGGUCAGAGCAACCUGCGUGUCAUAGCGGAUGCGCUUGUGCGCUAUGGACGCGGACCUCAAACGCCUGUCGCGCUUGUGCAGUGGGGAACCGAGCCAUAUCAACGCACACUGGUAGGCACGCUUUCGGACAUCGCCGACAGAGCAGCCGCCGCUGGCAUUGGCGCGCCCGCCGUGACGAUUGUCGGCGAUGUAGUAGGACUGCGCGAUGCAAUACGAUGGUUCGACAAUCGACCACUCUUUGGCAAGCGAGUGCUGGUUACGCGCACGCGCACGCAGGCAAGCGCGUUAUCAGAUAUGCUGACGCAACAGGGCGCACAGCCAGUCGAGUUGCCGACAAUCGAGAUUCAGCCACUUGACGACUACGCCGAACUUGACGGAGCGCUGAAAAACGCAGGUACAUACGACUGGGUUGUCUUCAGCAGCGCCAACGCCGUAAAUAUCUUCUUCGAGCGAAUGCAGGCGCUUGACCUAGACCCCAGAGCGCUGUACGGCGUUCAAAUUGCCGCAAUCGGUCCCGCGACAAAGAGCCGCCUGCUUGCGUACAACAUCAUUGCCGACUUCAUUCCGACAGCCUUUGUCGCAGAAUCGGCAGUUGCCGAACUCAAUGCGCUCGGUAUGGACGGCAAGCGCGUGCUGCUGCCCCAAGCCGAGAUCGCUCGGGAUCUGAUGCGCGCCGGACUUGCUGAACGUGGCGCGAGCGUUCACGCCAUCGCAGUGUAUCGAACAGUGACACCGCCUGAUACAGCAGAGCGACUACAAGAGAUUAUCUCAGGCGGCAUCGACAUCGCCACUUUCACAAGCUCAUCCACGGUCAGCAACCUUGUUGAACUGCUGGGCGGGAACACGGAUGCCCUGAAAGAUGCUACGAUUGCGUGUAUAGGCCCCAUAACGGCGGAACGCGCAGCUGAUCUAGGCUUGAAGGUUGACAUAGUGGCGGCGGAACACACCAUCGCGGGACUUAUUGAAGCGGUCGAAUCCCACUUCGAGGAGGAUGUGAAGGAUGAGUAG